AGUGGGCUGAUGUGCGUCCCAUCUCUACAAACAACAGUGAGCGUCGCUUUUCAAUGAAUAAAGCGGUUUAAAAAUGGAAGAGUCUCACGAUUUUCAGUUUAUUUUACCAUUAAACAACAAUGAUUUACUCAAUUCUCGUGGCGAUCAGUUUUAUGUACAACAGAUCUAUGCUCCCAAUGAGAUACCAGAACAAUUACUUGCUUGCAAAUCAAAGGUGCAUCAUUGUGAUCCAUUCUAUAUAUUCGAGCACUUUGACACCUACUAUUCGAUCAUCGAAACAAAGGCCAACGAUGCUGCGGCCAUACGCAAUCUUAUGCGCGCCUUCGACCUACUGUACCUCACAGUGGACCAAUUGGGUGGCCAAUUGGCGCCUUUGCUUGCCAGCAAUGAGGCGCCGUCUUCGCGGGAUCGUGUGCGCUACCUAAAUCUCACAAAGAUGUGCAUAUAUUUGAUGAUUCAAACGGUGAAACGCAUCGAUGUUGUUGUCCAGCAAGUGCUGAAGGAGCAGCAAUUUAAUCAGCAGAAGAAGCGCGGCAAACAGGCAGAGACAUUGGAACAGUAUCCGGACUGGGAUGUGAAGCGAGGAAAGUUUCUGGUACAACUCUUUAAUAUGAUGCAGCAUCACUUGGAAAAGCUCUGGAAUCCGCCAGUUGCCGAGGAGAGCUUUGUAACCAUGGUGUGCGAUAUAUGCUACCGUACCUUGGAGCUAGUGCCACCUCGGCCUGAUAAUCGACAUGUCAUCGACACGUUGUUUCACAUCUUUGGCAUUGCCAUUAAACGCUACAAUCAUGCCAUCACUUUUCCGGCUCGUACACUGCAAAUUUUAAGGAGCACCGAGCAUGCUUCCACAGCUGUGGCAAAUGGCAUUCUUUUGCUACAUGAGGAGUACAGCAUUUCCACCGUAUUCUCCAUCAUCAUGAAGGAUCUUGUGGAAGCACUCACUCUCGACACUUCGGAUACAGCUGUGUCGCGUAACUUUUCCAAUUUCCUCACCGAAUUCUCGGGUAUUGCACCCAAGCUGAUGAUCCCCCAUUUGUCCAAGCUGGGCGACGAAUUGCUCGACUGUGAGUCGCAUGUGCUGCGCAAUUGUGUGCUCCAGAUCAUGGGCGAUGCUAUAGUGAGCGAGCUAACCUCCGAAGAGCUAGACGAUGAAAUGAAGGAGGCGCGCAAUGAGUUUCUCGAUAAUUUAGUGGCUCAUGUCAACGAUAUUUCGGCGCAUGUGCGUUCUAAAGUGAUGCACAUUUGGCAUCAUCUCAAGGAACAACAUGCCAUACCACUAAGCUUUCAGAUCAAGGUGUUGCGCGAGGCUGUUGAUCGGCUGGAGGACAAGAGUUCGUUGGUCAGAAGGGCAGCUAUACAGCUGAUAAAAGCAUUUCUCGAGAAUAAUCCAUAUUCAGGGAAGCUAACGCUCGAGGAAUUGAUAAAGAAACACGAAAAGGAAGUGCAGGUCAUGGAACAGCUAGAUGAAGUGAUUGCCGAGGAACGCAAGCAAGCCGAGAAGUUCAAUGAGCAAUUUGGGACUGUGGUGCCAGAGUUGUCGCCCAUUAUCGAAGAGAAUGUGAGGGAGUUUCCAGAGCUGCAGUUUGAUAAAGAAGAGGAAUUAGACGUGUUGAUCAAUAGGAUUCUGCCGCUGCUUUUGGAUAAGAACUAUAAGGACGCCGUAGUGCUGGUGCGUAAGGCUGAUUACAUGGCAGGCAACCAGGAUCUAAGUCAACAGCUGAAGCCGGAGGAGCACUGCGCCUAUCUGCUGGCCUUGUUUAACACGUAUAUCAAGCUGGCAAAUGGCUGCAAGGACAGCAGCGAAGAAAUGCUAAAGCAAAUCAAAACAGUUGAGUUUCUCAAGGACAGCAUCGAGUUCUCGCAUGUGGCCACUAGCGCUAUGCCAAAAAUGCUGGAAAUGCUGCUGUCCAAGACGAACACGGAUGUGUUUGAGGCCGUAGAUCUGUUUACCACCGGCUAUCUCUUUGGCAUUCAUGGCACCGAGACGGGCAUGCAACGCAUGUUGAAUCUUGUGUGGUCCUCGGACAAAGAGAAGCGUGAUGCAGUUUCCAAUGCCUAUCGCCGCGUGCUCUUUACUACGGAUCUAACAGGCAGAGCGCAUGCCAUUAAGGUUGUGCAGAAUCUAUCCAAAUUUCUCUCGAAAAUCGAAUACGGACACUACACGGCCAUGGAAAUGUUGAUGGGCGAGUGGGUGGCUAGCGAAAACAUUGAUGCACUCAUUAUCCAAGUGCUAUUCGAACGCUUCACGUUGAAGCUGGAGGGAACCACUAAAGAUGAGUCCCGGUUAGCAUUGCAGUUGCUGAUUAUGGCCUCUCAGUCAAAGUCAACAAUUGCGUCUGCAAAUCGAACGAUCAUCGAAGACAUUGCCAUUGGCGAUCGCGUGAGACAGGAUCCUCGCAUCUACACUGCUUGUCUGCAGCUGCUGGUUAACAGCAUCGACGCCAACAACAAUAGCAAGUACUAUAAACGCUAUCCCAGUAAUGCCAAAUUCGUGCGCGACAUUACAAGCUUGUUCCUGAGCUUUUUCUUCCACCCCAAACUGCCGGAAUUUGAUAGCUUGGCCAUGAGUCUGUUUGAAUACUAUUAUCGCAUGUGCCAAGCACCAGAUGAGCUUGCCCAGAAUAUUGUCAGCGAAUUAAUCAGGCGUUUUAACAAGCAAUGGUUGAUUACGGAUACCCAGCCAGAAGAGCUGCCUCCCACACAGACCACGGACAUUCCAUAUUCACAGACCCUGCCACUGACACAAGAUCCCAGUCAGACUGUGUUGCCAUCGCAACCUCCUAAAGGUCCAGUUCGUAUGCCAGUUUAUUUGGUUUCGCGGUUUGUGUUCUGCAUUGGCUUCAUGAUCAUCAAGGAAAUGAUCUUCCUGGACAUGGAUGUGUACAACAAUAUGAAAUUCCGUGAAGAGCUGACGGCUCUCGAGGAGAAGAAGAACAAAAAGGACGUGGCGAGUGCAUUGCGUCGCCAGACAAUGAACGUGUCCGCCAUGGAGGUGCGAAAGCGUUUAUCGGGUGUGGCUGCCGAGCCGCAACAGGAACCCGACGAUGACUUGGUGGGCGCUACCGCUGAGGACAACAUUGCGGAGGAAAUCAAUGCCAUUUGCGAAGAUAUGCUGCUAUAUAACCCAAGUGCGCUAAUGUCCAAGAUCUAUCCAAUUAUUAUUGAAAUAUGCAAGAAACCUGGCGAGUAUCGAGAUCCGCAGUUGCAACAGGCGGCGACUCUGACGUUGGCACGCUUGAUGACUGUCUCCUCGAAGUUUUGUGAAUCGAACAUGUCCUUCCUUAUGAACAUACUCAAUCUGACCAAGAACAUGAAGAUCAAGUGCAAUACGGUCGUGGGACUGUCCGACUUGACCUUUCGUUUUCCGAAUAUUAUUGAGCCCUGGACAAGUCAUUUUUAUGCGCAGCUGCAUGAGGAGAACUCUGAACUACGUCUGACUGCGGUCAAGAUGCUGUCACAUCUCAUUCUGCACGAAAUGAUACGUGUUAAGGGUCAGAUCGCUGAUUUGGCCUUGUGCAUUGUCGAUGAGAGCGAUGAGAUUAAGAACAUCACACAGCAGUUCUUCAAGGAGAUUGCCAACAAAUCGAAUAUAUUGUACAAUGUGCUGCCCGACAUUAUCUCCAAGCUGGGCGACAUUAAACUGCAUCUGGAAGAGGACAAAUAUCGCACCAUUAUGCGCUACAUCCUCGGACUCAUCCAGAAGGAUCGCCAAAUCGAAACGCUGGUGGAGAAGCUCUGUCUACGUUUUCCACUGACGCGGACAGAGCGUCAAUGGCGUGACAUUGCCUAUUGCUUGAGUCUUCUCAGCUACAAUGAGCGUGCUCUAAAGAAGCUGAUUGACAAUGUGCAACACUUCAAGGACAAGGUGCAGAUCGACGAGGUCUACCAGUCCUUCAAGCUCAUCAUUAGCAGCACUGCGAAGCUUGCCAAGCCAGAACUCAAGGCAGUUGUUGCAGAAUUUGAGACGCGCCUCAACGAAUGCCUGCAGGUGACUGAGCCAGGCGCCAAUCCACCAGCCGAAGGUGCACCGGCUGCCAGCAAUGAGACGCGUAUGAACAAAACAAAGACCGCGAAGUCAGCGAACAAGGCACAGAGUGGCCGACAGCCUAAGCGUCGAAAUGCCCGUCAAAAGAGCAGUUCAGAGGAGGAGAGUUCCGAGGAAGAAGCAUCUGCUCGGCGCCAAGCGGGGAAACAGCCGAAGCAACAUCAACGUAAGCAGACCGUAGCCUCGUCGGACGAGAGUGAAUCCUCCGAGGAGGAGCGUCCAGCGCCUGCCAAGAAUCAAUCGAGCAGAAGACGCAAAUGAUAACGUCAAUCGCAUUAUAUGUAUUUUAACUUACGUAUUUUAAAUAAAUUUAUAUAUUUUUACAAUGA
Messenger RNA from Drosophila nasuta, 4374 nucleotides. It is a transcript of the gene Cap-D2, whose product is annotated as CAP-D2 condensin subunit. The coding region runs from base 74 to 4306 and encodes 1410 amino acids. The transcript is spliced from 6 exons. Gene Ontology annotation, molecular function: histone binding. Gene Ontology annotation, biological process: mitotic cell cycle; mitotic chromosome condensation; meiotic chromosome condensation. Gene Ontology annotation, cellular component: condensin complex; condensed chromosome, centromeric region; nucleus. The record is from RefSeq and is a predicted model, not a curated record. NCBI's taxonomy places the organism in Eukaryota, Metazoa, Arthropoda, Insecta, Diptera, Drosophilidae.